CAAAUCCUUUGGAAGAAAUUCAUGGAUUUUUUGAAAGCACAGUCAGCAAAAGCUAGAAUAAAAAAUCCUACAGCAGCAGCACUAGCUUUUCAAAGCCUGCAUGAAAGAAUAAUGAGUUCUAAAAUCAAAUUCAGAUAUUUGAAAAGAAAUUUUGCCAGAAGGAAGCUGCUUACAGAAAAAGCAUUUCUAAAGCCUGAAAAGGCUUCUAUUCAGCUUUUAAGCUCUCUUUCUGGUUACCUUAAAAAUGCUACUUCGAAAAAAAAAUUAUGGAUAUAUGAGAAUGAUAAUGCUCUUACUUCUGAUGUCGAGCAAGCCAAAGCUGAGGAUCUGCUGCCUAAUGUGAUUCGAAAGCAUGAAGAGACUGAA
Messenger RNA from Ambispora gerdemannii, 366 nucleotides. The record is from the annotation of a GenBank genome assembly. NCBI's taxonomy places the organism in Eukaryota, Fungi, Glomeromycota, Glomeromycetes, Archaeosporales, Ambisporaceae.